AUGAGUGACAAUAUUGAACAUAAUAACUCGAAUGAUUCAUGUGAUUAUAAAUAUGAUCAAAACAGAUCUAUUUAUAAUUAUAUUAAAGGUUCCGUGGCAUCAAGAGUAUUUAAACCAUCAAAACACAGAAGUAACAGUACUAAUUUAUCCUCCAAAGAUUUUCUAUCUUUAUUAAAUGAAUUUUCAUCGGGUAUUAAAAUGAAAAAAUUUAAAGAAAAUAGUAAUAACGAAUAA
Messenger RNA from Hepatospora eriocheir, 234 nucleotides. NCBI's taxonomy places the organism in Eukaryota, Fungi, Microsporidia, Hepatosporidae. The record is from the annotation of a GenBank genome assembly.